AUGACCUUGACACAUGAAGCGCAGGCUUCAGGAGGGUUGAGGGUCUCUGAGGAGCUUCGAGUAGGACCAUCUGACAUUUGCGGGAGUUACUACCUUCCACAUCAUGGCGUAGUCAGAGAGAGCAGCGAAACAUCGAAACUGAGAGUAGUUUUCAAUGGAUCAGCAAAGACCAGCGCCGGGAAAUCGUUCAACGACAUUCUCCAUACAGGGGCCAAGCUGCAGCGCGACGUUUCUGAUGCUCUUCUCUGGACUAGGCAGCACAAGGUCAUCUUCAUGAAAGACAUUACCAAGAUGUUCCGUCAGAUUAGGGUUCAUGAAGAUGACUGGCCUCUGCUGCAGAUAUUAUGGAACGACUAUAAUGGAGGAUUCUCAACAUUUCAAUUGACCACCCUCACGUAUGGGACUGGAUCAGCUCCGUUUCCCGCAAAUCGUGUUCUUCUCCAGCUAGCUGAGGAGGAAGGAUACAGAUUUCCUUUGGCCGUCGAUCCCAUCGUGAAAGGAAGAUAUGUUGAUGAUAUCUGUGGAGGUGCAGAUACGCAUGUUCAGCUCGUAAGAAAAGCUCAAGAAGUGCGCAAUCUCUGUGCUGCCAGAGGGAUGCUUUUGGCAAAAUGGCACAGCAACAGUUCAGCUCUUCUCAGAUGGCUCGAUCCUGACAGCACCGCCAAUGACCAGCGAAUCUACGAGGACUCAGAGACCAGGAUGCUGGGGUUAUCUUGGCAGCCCAACUCAGAUAACUUCGUCUUCUCCACCAAAUCAUCGCAGAACUUGACCGUGUCCAAGCGGAUUAUUCUCUCAGAAAUUGCUCAGCUCGACGACCCUUUCGGAUUUCUCUCUCCUGUAGUCAUCAGAGGAAAGAUGCUGCUACAGGAAAUUUGGAUUGAGAAGCUUGGUUGGGAUGAUGAAGUUUCGCCUCAAAUAGCACAUCGAUGGAAUAGCUUUCGUCAGGAUCUCAUCUCGUUGUCCAACGUAUCCACACCCAGAUGGAUUGCUCCAGACCUCCGUUGUUGA
Fopius arisanus is the source of this 1008-nucleotide messenger RNA. RefSeq lists its product as uncharacterized. The transcript has a single exon. The coding region runs from base 1 to 1008 and encodes 335 amino acids. The record is from RefSeq and is a predicted model, not a curated record. Lineage: Eukaryota; Metazoa; Arthropoda; Insecta; Hymenoptera; Braconidae.